AUGCUCUACAGUCACUACCUACCAGGGUUCCAACUUCCUGCGUUUCAGAACGGCUCCUGGGCGGUUCCGUCGGCGCUUCCUACGCUCUCGCCCCUGCCGCUGCGCCACGAGGGCGCUGACUCAGCAGCAACCGACGCGAACGCGGAAAUGCCACGUGUCGAUUCGUCGACGCACAUUAACAGCCUUGUAGCGCAGUACUCGUUCGCGCAAGCCGGUGCGGCCGCAGCCGCCGCCGCCGCCGCCGCUUGCGCUAGUAGCCCGAUUUCCCCCUCCCAGCUCGUCUCACCGCGUACGGGCUGGCCGCACUUUGCGGCGUGUGCCCCGUCUAUGGGGCCCAUGGGGCCGGUGUCAUACGCGCCUGGUUUCGGCGCGAUUCGAUCGCCAAAGCAGGCUGACGGAAGUGCCUCUGCCGGCGGAAGCCCUUCGCCGUCGAGUCACCUGCCGUCGUUGCUCGAGUCGCCUUUGCAGAGCGAGGUCCUGCCGGCCGAAUCCGACGGCGAGAGCUUCUGCAAGCUCGAGUUGCCGACGGGGCAAGUGGACGGAGAGGCAGAGACUAAAACUGACCAAUCGCGAAGGCUCGUUUUCCCCUCAGAGCGUGCAGCAGCGGACGGCGCGGAGGAAGAGGCGGACAACGCGGAGCAGGAUUUGCGCGUGACGAAGGGGACUCGGCGCGCCAUGCAGCUGUGGCUGGAGGGCGGAGCGGAGGGGGACGUGCAGGGCAUGGGCCCGUUUGAUUGGCUGGAGGAGCCCUCAGGCGCGGAAGACGCGACAGGGCUUCCGCACUGGGUGCUGGCGGAGCUGGGGGAAGGGGGCGCGGGGAAGAAAUCGGGGGAGGCGGUGGAGGAGGAGGUUUACCGUGUGCUGUUCCGUGCUGACUCUAUGGAGAGUGCCACAGGCGAGCACGUCAACAGCGCCGCAACAACUCUAAAAAACGAGCAGCACGUUACGACUCCUCUGCAUGAGACCCCUGUACAGGCACACGAGCCUAAAAAAGAGCAGAAUGGGGAUGAAUCUACCCCCGCGGGUACCAACAAGGCUGUAACUGAUACGCCUGCAGGAGAGGAGCAGGGUUCAAAUCCUGUCUCCGACGCAGGCAGUGCAGAUUUCAUGAUUUCCAGCAUUGGAGAUUCGGUGUCGGGUGGGCUUGUUGACAAGCCAAGUGCGCAGGUUCUUGAGGACAGCAGCACUGAUGAUAUUUGGCACGAUUUGCAACUGCAUCAUAGUAGUUGCCCUGCCACCAGGUCUUCCUUCGGAACAGCCAUGGGUAUCAGUGGCCUGCUUCCGUUGCUAAAGUCGGUUACGAGACGCACGCACAUACGAGAAUAUGCAGGACGCAGGGUAGCCAUUGACACGUAUUCCUGGCUUCAUCGCGCUUCAUAUUCUUGCAGUCAGGAGCUUUGUCAAGGCACGCCGUGUACGAGGCACAUUCAAUACUGCAUGAACAAGGUCAAACUCCUGAGAGACAAUGGCGUCAUUCCCGUGUUGGUCUUCGACGGCGGAAAGCUUCCCUCGAAAUCCCAGCAGGAAUCUAAACGAGAGAAAUCAAGGAGGGAGAACCUUGAACGAGCAGAGCAGCUGCUGCUGAAGGGUAAACGUAACGAAGCAAGGGAGUGCUUUCAGAAGGCUGUUGACAUCACACCUGCCAUUGCGCACCAGCUAAUCAAGGUGCUGAGGCAGGAGCAUGUGGAGUACGUGGUGGCACCCUACGAAGCCGAUGCACAGAUGGCUUUUCUCUGCAGCAGCGGCCUCGUGCACGCAGUCAUCACAGAGGACUCCGAUCUCAUCGCCUACUCCUGCCCACGCGUCUUCUUCAAGAUGGACCCCAUGGGCCACGGCGACGAGAUCGUCUACGCCAACAUCGUCCAAUCCCAAGAGCUCGCUCUGGCGGAUUUCACACCCCAGAUGGUCCUUGAGAUGUGCAUCCUCAGUGGCUGCGAUUACCUUGACAGCCUGCCGAAAGUCGGCCUCAAAACCGCUCAUGAUUGGAUCAGAAGGCACCGGGAUUAUCGGUCUGCGCUGGCUGUAGCGAAGCUGAAUGGGAGGGUGGUGCCGGAGGAGUAUGAGGCGGCGUUUGCGCAGGCGCUGCUGACGUUCCUGCACCACCGCGUGUACCAUGUGGCCAAUGAGCACAUGACUCAUGUCAACCCGCUGCCGGCCUCGCUUGGACCGGACACGGAUCUGUCGUUUCUUGGGCCAUAUCCUCCUCAACGAGCUUGCUCUCUGCAUGUCCUCACUUACUCCCUUUCUUGCCCUGUUCUCCUUGACUGUCUACUUUCACUCUCUCCCGUGCUUCCUUUUCUUCCCCUCUUCUCCCUAUUGCUUCCUCUACUCGUCCCUCCCUUCUUCCCCCACCUUCCACUUCACUUUCCUUCCGCUUUAACGAUCUCCACUGAGCUCACACCGAGCCUCGUCCGUGCAAUUGCUCUCGGCUACGUGGACCCCAUCACAUACGAGCCAUUUGAUGCGGAACCCAUACCCAAGCCACUGCCGCCAGCCCGUGGUGGGCCUGGGAGAUCGCCGUUGCAGCUGCCAGUGCAGAAGAACAAGCUGUCUAAAUACUUUCUCCCCACGGCUCCGGCUGCCAAGAAGCCGUUCCAGCCACCGCGAAGCUCCCCUGUAACGCCCCCGGCCCAGUCAGCCUUUGAGCCAUCUCGUCCCGAAGCUGCCGCCGAGCCUGGCCCUGCUGGCUCGGCAAAUCAGCCACGUGGAAACAGCAGCAGUGGAAGGGGCGGGCGGUCUGUGAGGACGUCAGCAGUGGGGAAGGGUUGUGCAGGGCCCACAGAGGGUGAAUGCUUGGCGGGAGCAGAGAACGGCAGUGGAGAGCCCAUGCUGGGGGAAGACUUGGUGCAGUUUAUGGCAGGGACAGUUCUUGAGGAGGAGAGGCAGCAGCAGCAGCCGCAGCAGCAGCAGCAGCAACGAAUGGCAUCUGGGCCGAGAGCCGCUGUUGCCCGUGUGUUCCAGCGAUUCACUCCGCCCCGCUCCAUUGCCGAAGCUGGGACCACUCCCGAACCACCAUUGCAGCGUCGGCAACCGUACGGACGAGCAGCAGCACGUGCUACAGGCGACAGGCAGGAGAACACGCCGACUGAGUGGGACCAGUUUGUGUUCCGGGGUAAUGAAAGGACCCAAGCCGAAGGGGAGGAGGCGGAAGCAGGGGACGGAGGUGAACGAUCGGAGGUUGUGUUGAGAAGAGGCCGGGAUUUGGACGGGGAGCGGGACUUGGGCGCUGCUGAUCUAGACGCUGAUUUGGAUGAGCUGCUGCUGCCGCCUGCAUUUGACCUCGUGAGUGACGUGCCGGGCAGUCACGAAGUAAGGCAAGUAGGACGGAGGCCAGGAGGGUGGCGGGCAGGCGGAUGGAUGGGCAUGCGAGGGGCAGCAACGGGAGGAAGAGCACGCGGAAGAGGAGGAGGGGUGGGGAUCGGAGGAGGGCGGGUAGUAGGAGUGGGAGUGGGUGGGGCCGGCAGCAGCAGGCAGCAGGCAGAGGCGAUUUUUGACUCCCCGAAGCGGAUGCUGGGGAGCGGGCGAGGGGUGCAAGGGCGGGGAGUUCGGGGAAGAAUGGGAGCGGCGCAUGUAGUGGUGCGGCAGGAGAUGUCCUGCUCGACUUGCGUGGGCUCCGAGUUUUUGCUAACUCCACCCGCCAAGCGCCCCUGCUUUGACGACGGUGCAUCUGCAGGCGACGCCGGUUUCUUCUCGGUCACAGCAACACACACCAUCCGCACAACGCACACUCUCUCGCACGUGCAAGCGCACGCCAUGCACUCUGUCGACAUCGACCCAUUCGCGGACCCAUGGUCUGUGGGCCAUACCAGUGACCCCCUCCUCCCCCACGUCCUUCCAUCCAUGAGCCCCUUCGGCCCUGCCAGACCCUUUUCUGUGAGAGAAAUGCAAGGAGAGGCGGAGGCAGCAGAGGAGGAGGAGGAGGACCAGCAGCAGGAGAAGGAAGGGGAGGAGGAGAGUCCCUUUUUCAGGCCCGCCAGAAGCUCUGUCCCUUUUGCGCAUUCUCCUCUGCUGCCUCCCUCUCACUGCAGUGCUGCUGCCUCUCUACGUCGCCGCCCUACUCCUUCUCCUCUUCCUCCUCUUCAUCCUCGUCGCACCACCACGGGUUUAUUCACUCCCACAACUCUAGCUUCCCCAGCCUCAGCUGCUGCUGGGAAUCCGUUUGCUUCACACGUUUACUGCAGCCGCAUGCCUGGUGCAGCUGCUGAUGGUGGUUUUGCCACCCCUGCUGCCACCACUCCAGCCACCACCGCUGCUGCUCCUGCUGCUGCUGCUGCUGUUGCUGAUACUGCUGCUUCUGCUGACAGUGCUGCUGCUGCUGGUCCAGCACAAGUGGAAGAGGGGUCGUUCUGGCCAGACCGGGGCUCUGGUGCGGCGGAUGGAGCAGAUCCAUCAGGUGCUGAUGUUGCAGAUGCAGUAGAGCAGGCAGAUGGGAGGGGUGAGAGGGAAUGUGGAGACGAAAAUGGGCGUGAUGGGUUCAAUGGGGCUGGUGGCGGUUUAGAUAGGUUAGCUCGACAUGGAAGGGCUGGUUCUGCAGUGCAGGCAGAGGUUAUGGAGGAGGAUCCAGGGCUUGGAAGGGCAGGAUUCAAUGAACCUGGACGGCAGGGUCUUGUGUAUAGGAUGCCGGUUGCUGGUGUGCCUCCUGGUAGGGGUUUGAAUGCUGGUGCUGCAGGGGUGAGGCGAGCAGCAGGAGGUGACAGGGGGAGGGGGUUGGGUGGAGUUACAGGCGCAGUGCGAGGGGGCGAUCGCAAGAGGAAUUUGGUGCGAGGGAGCGCGUUUUUCAGAGGGAAUGCUGCUGAGGCUUGUGAAGAUCGUGAUGCUGAGGAUGCGGGGCAUGCUGAGGGCCCUGAGGGUGGUGAUGGAGGCAAUGGGGAUGGAGAAGGGGAGCGUUGUGGUGGUGGUGGUGUAGAUAGAAACAGGUCGGGUGAUGUUGGGGAUGAUGCUGCGGAGGAUGUGCACAUGAGGAGCAGGAGUAGCAGCAUGAGUGGACUGUCGUUUGCUACCGAUGUUUCGCACGUGUUACGGUACUCAGCGGUGGGGAAGGAUGCGAUGGGCAAGGUGGCUGCAAAACUGGCCAGCUUCAGGCACACUCCAGCGGAGAACAAGCCGAGAGGGAGGAUGGGACGCCGGUUGGGAGGCUCGAAGCGACCACGAUCUCUACCAGGCCAACAGGCUAGUGCGUUUCAAUUCAGGCUCAAAGACGCGAAGAUGGAUCACUUUGCUCCUGUUUUCUCUUCCUUUUCCUCCUCCUCUACUCCGUUCGCGCCCUCAAAGCUGACGUGGCACCCACACCCGGAUCGCUACCUGCUGGCAGUGUGCGUGCGCGGGCAGGUGAACAACCGCAUUGGCUGUCUCUACCGCCAUCUCAUCCUCGCAGCUCUCCUCAACCGCACACUCCUCGUCCCGGCGCGCCUCCCCUCCCUCACGCCCCUCCUCUGCCAGCGCGGUGCCUCCGGCCGCGUAUGCCCCUCCUACCCGCUGCCCCUCUUCUGGGACCUCAACCACACACGGCGCUGUCUUGGCGCCGCGUCCGUGAUCAGAUCGGACGAAUUCGCCGCCCGGUUUGGCCGCCCGGUGGAGGUCAACCACAUGCGGUGCUGGCACGGGCCGGAGGGCUUGUGCCGCCCGACUUACUCGAUAGUAAAGAAGAACUGCCUGGUGGGCACUGCGCUGAGUUACGUUGCAGAGAAUCUGCGGAAGAAGUUUGGCGGGCAGAGAGUGGCGAGCGAUGUGGUGCAUGCCAUGCUGCUCAACGGGUCGUCUCUGCAGCCUCACAGUGCUAUGCCUGCCGCUGACAGGGAGAACGCUCAGUCGCACAGUGGUGUGCUUGCUGCUGAUGAGUCCACACAAUCCACCGAGGGUUUAUCCUCGCGCUCCCUGUCGCCUGCACCCACAAAUGUGGGAGAACACCUGCUGCAGCUGACAGGGAGAACGCUCAAGCUCUCCUCUUCUUCUUCCUCCACCUCCUCCGCCGCCUCCUCCUCCGCGCUGCCCAUCCACCCCACGGCCAUCGACCCGAUCCGCAUGAUCAUGCUGCACCAGCCAGGCGCCGUGUCCAUCCCGCCCACCGCCACCGCGUCUGCGCUCUGCCUGCCGCGCUUCGUGCAUGUCUCUGACGUGCUCCGUGCGUACGGCCCUCUAGGGGAGUCCGUGCGCGUGCUGGCUGUGGGGGAUCUGGUGGGGACUGCUGUGCUGGGCCUGCCGCACCGAUACGCGCUGCUGCAGGAGAAAGCACGGAGAUAUUCCGGAGGGCGGAAUCUUUGGCUCGAUAAGGACUUUGUCCGCCCGCCCGGCGGCCGGUGGCUGGGGAGUUCGGGCAGCGGCGGGCUCCGGGAUUGGUUAAGCAUCUUUCAGUUCCUGCCCGGGUGCCGUAACACAGCGGCCAUCGUCCCGCCCCCCGCGGUCUUCCAGCGAGCUCAAGCCAUCAUCCGGUCCCUCUUUGGUGCUGAAACCGUGGAUGCUGGUGGGGCAUCCAGUAUGGCCGAUUCUUUAGAAUCCGGGACACCCCUCCCUGGUAGUUACAGCUCAGCAGCAGAGGUUGGAGCUAGGGAGGUGAAAGCAGGGGAAUCUGGAGCGUUGACUGAUGCUGACCUGCCUGUGCCGACGGAUCUGCCAGCGUUCCUGGCGGUGCACUGGCGGCGGGGUGACUUCCUGCAGUUCUGCGCUCGCUCCGGGCCGCCCGGCUUCUGCUUCUACUCGCCCGUGCAGGCCGCGCAGUGCGCUGCUGACGUGGCGCGCCGCAACGGGCUCGUGAACGUCUAUGUGGCGACGGAUGCUGAUGACAAGGAGUUCCAAGAGUUUAGAGAGACAUUGGGUCCAGAGUUCACAGUGGCGAGACUCCCCUCUUCCCCAUCCCCUUUAUUGCCGGACCCAUAUCAAGACCCUCUUUUGGGGCUUAGGCAAGGGGCUUUCCUCAAGGAUGCAGCGAGUCUGCUGUACACCAUAUUAGAUAAGGUUAUAUGUGUUUACUCCACAGUGUUUUUAGCUACACCGUCGUCUACACUCUCAAAUGAUGUUGCUCGGAUACGGGAGGGGCUUGGCAUUCCUGCUGCAAUGGCUGCAGCUGCUGCUGUUGGAGCGGAGGAGGAAGCAGUGGGGGAGAGUGCGGAGGUGAGAAAGGGGGUUGAUUUUGGAGAGAGUACUGGAGUGGAGGAGGGGAGGGACGGUGCUCUGUUAGUAGCAGAUGCGCACGCGUCGGGAGGGGAAGGCUCAGUGGAAUCUGAGGAUGACAGGGGGUCGCUGAGCGGUGGUGAGGGAGGGAUGUGGCAUGGCAAGCUGGUGUGGACGCCACAGCCCGACAGGUUCCUGCUCGCUGUGUGCUUGCGAGGCCAGGUGAACAACCGCAUUGGCUGUCUCUACCGCCACCUCAUCCUCGCCGCUCUGCUCAACCGCACACUCCUCGUCCCCCCCGUUCUUCUCUCCACCUCCCUCGCCUACUGCAAGCACGGCCUCUCCGGCUCCCCCUGCCCCUCCAUCCCGCUCCCCCUCAUCUGGGACCUCGCCCACACGCGCACGUGCCUGGGCGGCGACACUGUGCUGCGCACGGACGAGUUUGCCACCCGGUUUGGCCGCCCGCUGGAGGUGCACCACAUGCGGUGCUGGCACGGGCCGGAGGCGACGUGUCCGAUGGGCAACCCUGGGCUGCUGAAGAAUUGCUUGGUGAAUGACACGGCACAGGCGGGUGGUGGUAGGAGGAGGAGGCUUGGGGGAGUGUCUGGGAUGAGGAAGCUGUCUCGAGCGGGAGUGGGAGUGGGAACGGCGGCGGCUGAUACUGCCGAUGCUGUGAGAGGGUGGUUUGGAGAAAAAGCGAUGAUGUGGGUGAGAGGCAGCAGGAGAAGAAAGCUUCAGCAGCAGCAGCAGCAGCAGCAGCAGCGGAUCCUGCAAGGCACGGAAGGAGCACCCAACCGCUCCCCACCGCUCUACACAGUCCAGUCUUUCGCCAACUCGCCCAUGCAAAUAUCCGCGGCGCCCCUGCACCUGCUGCCCCACCAGCUCUCCCCAGACGUGCACAUCAGCGCCAAUGCCACAGCAUCAGCAGUGUGCUUCCCCCGCUUCGUGCAUGUGCGCGAUAUCCUCCGCACCUAUGGGCCUCUCUCCGCCUCCGUCCCUGUGCUCGCUGUCGGGGACCUGGUCUUCACCGCCUUUCUCGGGCUCUCUGACAGGUACGAGCCGUUCAAGGAGCGUCUGUUUCGAUACAAACGGUGGCGCGAGCGCGAGGAAGCUUCACAAGAAAGGCAGGGCAACUCAACAAGCAAUUUCGAUGGCAUGCAGGCGAGCAGCAGCAGCCAGGUGAUUCUGGAGUCGGACUUCCUUGGGCCAGCAGGGGGGCGGUGGCUUGGCAGUGCAGGAAAGGGGGGUCUGAGAGAGUGGAGGAGCGUGUUCCACUUCCUGCCGGGCUGCCCGGUUCCCGUGCCCAUUCUGCCCCCCAAGGAGGUUAUUGAGGAUGGUAUGCGGCUCGCACAAGCCCUGUUUGGUGGUGGGGAGAGGGGUGCCGGAGCAGCAGGGGGUGUAUUGGAUGUGGAGGGAGGGGGUUACCUGGCGGUGCACUGGCGGCGCAGCGACUUCAAGGACUACUGCGUGUGGUCGGGGCCUUCUGGCUUCUGCUUCUACUCCGCGCAACAGGCUGGCAAGUGCGCUGCUGACGUGGCACAGCGCAACGGGCUGAGGAAUAUUUAUGUUGCUUCUGACGCCAACGUGGAGCAGUUUGAAGAGUUUCAGAAGGCAGCAGGCAUCGCCUUCAAGGUCAUUCGCUACCCAGACAACCCGUCAGCCUUUCUCACAACCCUCACUUCAGAGCCUCUCAUUUCCAGCCUCCCAGCCUCCAUAGAUCGUGAGGAAGCUUCCCUGCUCCUGCACAUGCUCCUUGACAAGCUCAUCUGUGUACGCUCUACAGUGUUCCUCGCUACCAUGUCGUCGACUCUAUCCAACGACGUCGCUAGAAUGCGCGAGGGGUUUGGCGUGCCAGCAGCCUUAGCAGCUGCUGCUGAUCCUGGCUCUGGCAAUGCCAUGAAAAUGGCUGCUACCAGUGAUGCACCAAGUGACGUCGGGUUGGAAUUUGUGGUGAGCUCGGGUGUAGAGGAACGGAGAGAUGGUGGGCUGUGUGAAGGGGAGAAAGUAUGGCGACCCCUUGAAGGGUUGUUUGGGUGGAUGAAGGACAUGAAAGCCAAGAGAAUAAUAGAGCACUCAGCAGGAGAGUGGAGAAGAUGA
Molecule: messenger RNA, 9204 nt
Organism: Closterium sp. Yama58-4
Lineage: Eukaryota; Viridiplantae; Streptophyta; Zygnematophyceae; Desmidiales; Closteriaceae
Source: the annotation of a GenBank genome assembly